Molecule: messenger RNA, 7516 nt
Organism: Betta splendens (Siamese fighting fish)
Lineage: Eukaryota; Metazoa; Chordata; Actinopteri; Anabantiformes; Osphronemidae
Gene: ubr3
Product: ubiquitin protein ligase E3 component n-recognin 3
Exons: 40
Coding region: 153-5714 (1853 amino acids)
Biological process (GO): protein ubiquitination; ubiquitin-dependent protein catabolic process via the N-end rule pathway
Cellular component (GO): cytoplasm; ubiquitin ligase complex
Molecular function (GO): ubiquitin protein ligase activity; zinc ion binding
Source: RefSeq, a predicted model, not a curated record
AUCGUCUCAGAUAAAGCGUUUUAGUGUCAUACUUCUGAAGAGUCAAUUAUGAAACGUAGCCAAUAGCGACGUAACGAUCCGUAUCGCGAGAACUUCCGAGAUCAUGAAAACAAGACAACAAAAAUAAAUUUGUGGAUAGCAAGCCAGAGUGCAUGAUGGCGGCGUCGCUGCUGCGCCGGGACAAAAAAGCUACUGCCGCCCACUUGAAGGCAGAUUUAACCCGGACUGACAAUAGCUCUGGGCUCCGGCAACUCCAGGAGCUGCUCGACACGGUGCUAAAUCCCGAAAAAACUGCGGCAGACACAGAGGCACUUGACUGGUGUAAAUGUCUCAUUGCAGGAGGCGAAGGUUUCGAGGAGUUCUGCAAAACGGUCCGGUCCUAUGACAACGCGACUCUAUGCGGCUUGGUCUGGACUGCCAAUUUCGUGGCGUACCGAUGCCGGACUUGUGGCAUCUCCCCGUGCAUGUCACUGUGUGCAGAAUGCUUCAAUAACGGAGACCACACGGGCCACGAUUUCAACAUGUUCAGGAGCCAGGCUGGUGGGGCCUGUGACUGUGGGGAUAGUAAUGUCAUGCGAGAGAGUGGGUUUUGCCGACGACAUCGACUGAGAACUGGUGAAAAUGUGCCCUCAAUACCUCGAGACCUUCUCUUGAUGUCUGAGUUGGUUCUUCCUCGCUUCAUCCUGUGUAUCAUACAGUAUCUGAGGGAUGGAUAUGUCGAACCAGACAACUCAACUGAGAGAGAUCUACAGAAAAUCCUGCAGCAGCUGGAGCCCCAGAUCUCCUUCCUGGAGGAGCUCACGAAAAUGGGAGGAGCAAUGAGAACUGUACUAACAAAGAUCUUGACCAAUCAGCAAACAUUCAAGGAGUUGAGCAUGGGCCAAGAAGAGAAUUUGUAUGCUAAAAAGAACUAUGACAAGUAUCUAUCAGCAUUGAAGAAUUCAGGUCUGGUGUCUGUGGAGGAGAAAGCCCAAGGUUCUGCUGAUGUCUCUGUUGGUGCUGAAGGAGGUGCAGGAGCAAUGGCUCUUUUGGGAACCACUGCACCAGGAAGCCCAGAUGAGUCCGGUAAAGAGGAGGACCAAGAUGCAGGGCAGUCCGUUGGUCAGAGGAAGAGGGUUAAGUUGAGUAGCAGUACCAAAGACCCAUGCAUUAUUGAAUCUCUAAAGCAUAAAUGCUUUCUGGAGGAGCUGUUGUUUUGGACAAUAAAAUAUGAGUUUCCUCAGAAGAUGGUCACCUUCUUACUGAACAUGUUGCCAGAUCAGGAUUACAAGAUCACCUUUACGAAAACCUUUGUUCAGCAUUAUGCAUUCAUUAUGAAAACACUGAUGAAAAGCCACGAGUCCGAUACGAUGUCCAACCGCAUUGUACAUAUUAGCGUGCAGUUGUUCAGCAACGAGGAGCUGGCUCGACGCGUGACAGAGGAAUGUCAUCUGCUCGACAUCAUGGUCACAGUCCUCCUCUACAUGAUGGAGAGUUGCCUUAUUAAAAGUGAACUUCAAGAUGAAGAGAACAAUCGCCAUGUCGUGGUGAACUGUAGUGAGCCUCUGUUGAAAAACAACACCUACUGGCCAUUAGUUAGUGAUUUUAUUAACAUCCUUUCACACCAGAGCGUAGCAAAAAAGUUCAUGGAGGACCAUUCAUUGGUGAUGCUGUGGAUGAGCUUCGUAUCAUUUUUCCAGGGUAUGAACCUGAAUAAGCGGGAGUUGAAUGAACAUGUGGAGUUUGAGUCUCAGACAUACUAUGCAGCGUUUGCAGCAGAGUUGGAGGCCUGUGCACAACCAAUGUGGGGUCUCCUGACCCACUGCAAAGUCAAAGAGACUCAGGAGUACACCAAAACUGUUGUACGGUACUGUUUGGAGACCCUUCAAAUCUGGUUUGAUGCCAUUGGCUUCAUUGACGAGCCUGCUCCAAAUCAAGUAACAUUUCACUUGCCACUCCAUCGCUACUAUGCCAUGUUCCUCAGCAAGGGUGUAAAGUGCCAAGGCCUGGACUUAGAUAGCCUUCUGCCAGACCAAGAGAUGCUGAUGAAGAUUAUGGUGCAUCCUCUCCAAAUCCAGGCAUCUCUGUCAGAGAUCCACAGCAACAUGUGGGUCAGGAAUGGUCUGCAGAUAAAAGGACAGGCUAUGACCUAUGUGCAAUCACACUUCUGCAACUCCAUGAUUGACCCAGACAUCUACCUGCUCCAGGUUUGUGCAUCGAGACUGGAUCCUGACUACUUCAUCUCAAGUGUUUUUGAGAGAUUUAAAGUCGUUGACCUGUUGACUAUGGCGUCCCAGCAUCAGAAUGCUGUGUUAGACUCUGAGCAGGAGAGGCCCAUGUUAGAAGGAGCGCUGACCUUCCUCGUCAUACUGACAAGCCUUCGGAUCCAUCUAGGGAUGACAGAUGAUGAGAUACUUCGUUCUGAGAUGGUCUCCCAGCUGUGCAUGAAUGAUCGUACACACAGUGCACUGUUAGACCUGAUUCCGGAGAAUCCCAACCCAAAAAGUGGCAUUGUUCCGGGUAGUUGUAGUUUUGAACAGAUGCUCUCUGCUGUGGCAGACUUCAAAGCGCCAGUGUUUGAGCCUGGAGGCUCCAUGCAGCAGGGCAUGUACACACCUAAAGCUGACGUGUGGGAGAAGGAGUUUGACCCCAUCAUGGUUGUUCUCAGAACAGUCUAUCGUCGUGAUGUCCAGUCAGCAAUGGACAGAUAUUCAGCAUUUUUAAAACAGUCUGGCAUUCACACUGGUAACCCGUGGCCACCUUACAAGGAAAGGACCGCUCUGCAUCCAUGUUACAAAGGACUAAUUAAGCUGUUACACUGCAAGACACUGCAUAUUGUGAUAUUCACGCUUCUUUACAAGAUAUGGAUGGAUCAUCAAAACAUGUCUGAGCAUGUGCUGUGCAUGGUGCUGUACCUCAUCGAGCUGGGCUUGGACAACCAAGUUCAAGACAACAAGGAGGAUGGGGAGCCUUGCAUUGAGGAGCACUGCCACGACAGCUGGUUCCCUGGCACUAACCUUCUCUCAAAUCUGCACCAUGUCAUCAACUUUGUGAGAGUGCGGGUGCCUGAGACGGCUCCCGAAGUGAAGCGAGAGGCCCCUCCCAGCACUAGCACUGAAGCUUCCUCCUAUGGCCAGAACUCCAGGCGUCUUUCAGGGAAUUGGAGAGAGAACCUGCGUGAGGCUCAGGUGUUUAGCCUUGUGGCGGAGCGCAGGAGAAAGUUCCAAGAGAUAAUCAACCGCAGCAGCACUGAAGCGCAAGUUGUCAGGCCCAAGAGCUCCUCCACACGAUGGGUCCCACCCGGCACGCCGCCCCAGUUGGUGACGGAGAUACUUGAGAUCCGAGAGAGCAUGUUGUCCCUGCUCAUCAAGCUCCACCAGAAGCUGUCGUCCAAGCAGAACUCCCUGUCGGCGUCCUGGCUAGACGACAUGGACACGAGCCGUCACACUCAUGGAGAUGGCAUUACCGCUAUCGAGCGAAUCCUCACCAAGGCAGCCAUGCGCAGCUGCCAAAUCAAGCGUAGCAUCCAGGACAUUUGCGGGAAGGCGUGUCCCCCGGUGCCUCCAAAGAAGAACAGCCCUACUGACAAGAAGGCCAUGGAUAAAGAAGAGAGACGUCAAAGGGCGAGGGAGAGACAACAAAAACUUCUCGCUGAAUUUGCCUCCAAACAGAAGAGUUUCAUGGAAACGGCCAUGGAUGUUGAAUCUCCUGAAACCGAGGCAGCCAUGGACUUGGGAGCAUCUGAAGUGAUGGAGUCUGAGGUUCUCUAUGACUGCGUGAUCUGUGGCCAGAGUGGACCUUCUACCGAGGACCGACCCACUGGCCUGGUAGUUCUCCUCCAGGCCUCCUCAGUGCUUGGGCAUCGCUGCAAAACCACAGAGGCUAAAAAUCUACCGACAAGUGAUGAUGAACACAUCUACCCUGUGGACACGUGCGGAGUAGCUCAUGACGUCAGGCUCACGCUCAUGCAACGGUUCUUUAAAGAUAGUUCUUGUCUUCAGUCUGUGUCCAUUGGUUGGGAUGGGGGUGUCUACGUCCAGACCUGUGGACACACUCUGCAUAUAGACUGCCACAAGUCAUACAUGGAGUCUCUUAGGAAUGAUCAGGUCCUCCAGGGCUUCUCUGUUGACAAGGGUGAAUUUACAUGCCCACUAUGUCGACAGUUUGCCAAUAGUGUUCUUCCUUGUCGCCCCGGCCGGAGCACAGAGGCUGGUACCUGGCACACACCCACAAACAAGAAGACUUGUGUACUAGUAAAGGAGGUUGAACAUCUCCAGGAGAAACUCGGCCUUUUCCCUACUGAGUCAAAUUUAAGUAAGGAGAUGGAGUUGGUCAUCAAAGACAUCAAGAACACAACCCAAAAGAAAUACAUGGACUAUGGCAAGAACCCUGGCUCUCCUGACAACGAUUUCCUCUUCAUGUACUCAGUAGCAAGGACCAACCUGGAGUUGGAGCUUGUGCAUCGGGGAGGUAACUUGUGUUCUGGAGGAGCCAGUGCAGCUGCCAAACGCUCAUGUCUCAAUCAGUUGUUCCAUGUGUUGGCCAUGCACAUGCGUCUGUACAGCAUCGAUUCGGCCUACAACCCCUGGACUAAGCUGACUCAGAUUAUCCAAAGCAGAGAGCCUGAUGGGCUUGCCAAGGAGAGACCUGAGGUACCCAUGCUCUUUCGAGAUGUCCCUUCACUCCUGAUUAUCUUUGUAUUAACGAUGCCCCAGCCUCUGCGAAAAGAGCACUUUACGUGUGUGGUGAAGAUGCUGUACAACCUGCAGUUCACCCAGGCCCUGGUUGCUCUGUCCACUAAAUUCAGCCCGGAGGAACGACAGGCCUGGAGCACAUCUGGAGCCCUCAUGAAGAAUGCUGCAAAUGCGGAGAGCUCUUUUGAGGCGCUGCUCAGUCAUGUCAUUAGUGAGCUCUCUAAGGACAAGACUGUCUACAAGGUGAACGCCGAGGAAACGCCAAUGCUGAGCUCCAGUGUGUGGUCCCCACAGUCCAUCGAGUUCAGCCUGCAGCAGUUCUGUCUGCCCUUCCUCCGCCUCUCCUGCCUCCUGCAGCAUCAUCUUUAUGGAGAUAAUCUAACUGGCUGCCUGGCGGAGGAGGAGUUCUCCUCCCUGUCGGUGUGUCUGGGGCUCCUGCCCUCGGCCCCUCAGCCCCCCAGCGCUGCGUGCAGCGCCUCGUCUCUGGAGUGGGCAGUCAGCGCUUUUGACUUGUUGACGCAGUGGUGUGCGGAGGUCACGGGGCUCUCUCAGUGGCAGCCCGAGCAGUCAGUGACAUUGCUUGUCCAGGAUCCUCAGUGGGCGGCUCCUCGCCUUCUCCAGCUCCCUGACAACUACAAUAUCAUAUUCCAGUACUACCACAGGAAGGCCUGCACUGCCUGCAAAAAAGUGCCAAAAGACCCCGCGCUCUGCCUGGUUUGUGGGGCCUUCGUCUGUCUCAAAGGCGUGUGCUGCAAACAGCAGGGCAUCUGUGAAUGUGUUCUGCACUCGCAACAUUGUGGAGCAGCGACAGGCAUCUUCCUGCUGAUAAACGCCUCCGUCAUCAUCAUCAUCCGUGGCCAUCGCUUCUGCUUGUGGGGUUCUGUUUACCUUGAUGCCCACGGAGAGGAGGACCGCGAUUUACGCCGUGGCAAACCUCUCUUCUUAUGUGAAGAAAGGUAUCGAGUGUUGGAGCAACAGUGGGUUUCACACACCUUUGAUCACAUCAAUAAGCGUUGGGGCCCUCAUUAUAAUGGACUUUAAAAUCUUCCAAGUCCACUGACAACACCAGCCGGCGACGGAGAAGAUUUAUUUAUUUCUUUUUUUUUUUUUUUAAGUGUCUCGGGCAAAAUAUUUGAGGAUCGUUCACGUGAUAAACACAAACAUCCGGUGAGGGUUUUGCUGCCACAGCCUUGGUUCAUGUGAAGUUUGGUGUACAAUCAUGCCUAAAGAUUAACACGUGUGCGUGUGUGUGCGUGCGUGUGUGGGUGUUUAAGCAAUUUAAUGUGUGGGUUUUCAACAGGGGGAAACUAAAUAUGGAAGCACAACUUUGCCCAACGGUCAAAUUGUUUCGGAACAGGAUUUUGAGACCUGUUGUUUUGAUUUGGGUGAGAAAUAUUUAUCAAGCGCUGAAUGUCCCUGCAAAGUUUGAUUCCAGUUUGCACCGUUUCUGUUUACGCAUAUCCCCAUUAUUUAUCAAAAAGCGCUCCGCUGUGCUGGCAUGAGUUUCAGCCCCCUGAUAAGUGAAGCUGUGGUGUUGCUAUUCGUACUCGCUGUCUGCCGGCGGGAUGGUCGGCAGGACAAGCCCUCUCAUCAAUACACUAUAGAGUUGUUUUGCAAGCGAGCAAAGGCUCUUUUUAUGGGUCUAGUUGCAGUCCAUCCUCAGGAAUUCUGUUUUGUUUUUGCUGUUUAAAAUACAUUUUAGAUAUUUAAAUAAAUGCUGCUGCUCAUUGUUCAAGUAAUUUUAACUUUUGUGAAUUCUUUUUUUUUUCUAAGGUUGUGCUUUGAGUUUAUAGCAGAUGGGUGGGAAUGCCGACUCAAACCCACUCUAAUAUUGAAGGAGGUAUGCGGUCACUUCAUUACGCUGACUACAGUUCUUAGUUCUACUGUUUCUGCACGUUUCUGCUCUUUUUCAUUUUUUUUCUUUGGUUGGUUCUGACAAGAAAGUCAAAGUUCAAGUCUAAAGACAGACAAAGCUACAACCAGACAAAGAUUUGCUGCUGCUGCUGCACUAAAACAUGAAGUCAAACCAUCAAAGUUCAAGUAGCACACAUUAAAAAUGCCUCUGCACAGAUUUGUCGUCCUGCUGCACUGGCAAAAGGAAAAGCAUAUGAAGAAAUAUGAAAUUGAUUCUGUCAAUGUUUCCUUCAAGAUGUGAAACUAAAUUAAAUGUAGGCUGCUGUUGAGAAACGCCAAUAUUUCAUCUUCCUGUUCUGUUCAGAAAAUGUUCUAGACUUUCUGAUAGUUGAGUCAUAACUGAUCACAGAAACCAUCCCACAGCCGUACGUCAUCUAGCUGUUCUAGGCGCAUUCCAACGUGACAUCAUCAGACUUGAGCAUCCGUUACACACUGUGCACGGCAUCCUUUAAUCCACCUUUAUUUAAGUGUCUUAGCCUCCUAAUUUUGUGAUUAUCUUUACAAGAGAGGAAAUUUAUCCAGUCGUGCCUGCGAGAUAGUUGUUGAACUUUGCCAAGCGAUGAGCGGCGUGUCGUUGGCGCUGGGGUCUGGUUUGAAAAUGCUGGGUUCACAUUGUGCUGCAUCAAGGAAUCCUUAAGGAAUAAGUUAACACUUGAAAAACGUCCUCUUGUAUUCACGCAUGCUGCUUUUCUGUUUACUGUGUCUCCUCUCUUUUAUUUUUUUUUUCCACUUUGUAAAUGACCGCAACCAAAUAGCCAGUGGGUGUAAAUUGUAACAGAAAGCUCUUGUGUGUUCUCCUGAAUGAAUGAAGAGAGAAUACAGUACAUUACUGUAGGUGCUGACUCAAACUUUCUGAGUUUGUCCGGAAAGUAUGAUUUAGACAUUUAAAGCAAAAUGUAACAUAUGUGAAUAAAAUAUAAACACACGGA